GCAUAUUAUUUGAGUGUGAAAAAAUAAAACAAGAGAGAAAAGAGAAAAAAAAUACAAAAGAAGAGAGAAGAAUAUACAAAAAGAAGAGAUUACAGUUAAUUCUAUUAGGGUCCGUGGUUUUUUCUUCUGACAAAGCCUCACAUCUAGUCGGACCCACGGGGCUUAUGGCAUCACACUUUGGUGGGGUGCUGAAAAAACUUGAGAUGGGGGUUAAUUAUAUCGACUAUGUGUGGGAUGAAGCAGAGAAAAAGCAGUACCAAAACCCAUCCGUGAAAGAGUGGCUUGAUGAACUUAAACAGUUUGCUUAUGAGACAGACCAACUGUUAGAUGAGAUUGCUACUGAUGCUACGCUGAAGAAGCUCAAGGCUAAAUCUCAUCCAACUACCAGCAAGGUACGAGGCUUCUUUUCAGCCUUUACUGGUAAUCCAUUUGAAUCCAGGAUCAAAAAGUUGCUAGAGAACUUUGAAUUUCUUUCAGCAAAGCAAGAAGAAACGCUAAACGUGGGAAGCAAUGAAGGUCACUUUCGUGGGAAUCGCUCAAAAAGACCGCCCCCCACACCUUUGUUGGAUCCAUCUAGCAGCAUAUAUGGUAGAGAUGGGCAAAAGGAGCAAGUAAUCAACUUUUUACUUUCAGACCAUGUCAGUGGUGGCGAUGAUGGAGUUCCCGUAAUUAGCAUAGUGGGUAUCGGUGGAAUGGGUAAGACAACCCUUGCUCAGCUUGUGUACAAUGACCAAAGGAUGAAGGAGCAGUUUGAAUCUAGUAGAGCAUGGGUCCAUGUUUCGGAUUAUUCUAAUGUUGCUAGACUUACAAAAGCAAUUCUUGAGUCGUUUAAGUUUUCAACAGAUGCUGGAGGAGAAGACUUUAUACCACUCCAAGGUGAAUUGGCGAAGAGGGUAACUGGCAAGAAAUAUUUGCUUGUUCUAGAUGAUGUCUGGAAUAUUGAUGAGGAAAGUUGGGUGGCCCUAAGUGCUGCCCUUAGCUAUGGAUCUCCUGGAAGUAGAAUUCUUGUCACUACACGUGAUAAGAAGGUAGCAUCAGUCAUGAAUUCCACCCAACUACUUCCUUUAAAGGAAUUGAAGGAAAAUGAUUGCUGGAGUUUAUUUGUGAGACGUGCUUUUGGGAACAAGGAUGUAAGUGAAUGUCGAGAUCUUGAAUCAAUUGGCAGGAAAAUUGUAGAGAAGUGUGGAGGGUUGCCUUUGGCUAUAAGUGUAUUGGGAAAACUCUUGAGAAGAAAUCUCUCCGAACCUUUUUGGAAUGAGAUACUGGAGACUGAUAUGUGGAUUUUAUCGGAUAAAAAUAACAUUAAUCCGGUACUGAGAUUGAGUUACCAUGUCCUUCCAUCCAAUCUGAAGCGUUGUUUUGCUUAUUGUUCCUUGUUUCCCAAAGGUUACAGGUUCGUAAAGGAAGAGUUAAUCAAGCUUUGGAUGGCAGAAGGUUUGCUGAAAUGCAACCGAACAGAUGAAAGCGAAGAAAAGUUGGGUAAUAAAUUCUUCAAUGGACUAGAGUCAAUUUCAUUUUUCCAACAAUCAGGAGGUAGAGAUGAUUGUUUCGUCAUGCAUGAUCUUGUCAAUGAUUUAGCAAAAUCGGUGGCAGGGGAAUUUUGUUUAAGAAUCGAGGGUGAUAAGGUGCAAGAUGUCCCUGAGAAGACACGUCAUAUUUGGUUGUGCUAUGAUAAGGUGCAAGAUGUCCCUGAAAAGACACGUCAUAUUCUCAAGUGUAAGGGGCUACGCAGUCUGAUGAUGACAAGAACAAGGAUAGGAGGUGAUGAAGGCUUCAAGAUAUGCAACGAUGUACAACAAGCCAUGUUCUCAACACUAAUAUAUUUGCGGGUGUUAUCAUUCAAAGAUUGUGAUCUCUCGGAGCUAGCUGAUGAGAUAGGCAAUUUGAAGCUUUUGCGCUACUUAGACCUUUCUUCCACAGACAUUACAAGGUUACCUGAUUCGAUUUGUAGGUUGUAUAAUUUGCAGACACUGAAAUUGUAUGAUUGUCCAGAGCUGGAAUCGUUUCCUGAGCGAGGUUUGCCUUCCAGCCUGAGCAGCCUCGAAAUAAAGAGAUGCCCCAAACUGAUUGCUUCGAGAGAGGAGUGGGGUUUGUCUAGACUUCAUUCUCUGAAACAAUUCACAGUUAGUGAUGACUUUGAAAACGUGGAGUCCUUCCCGGAGGAGAAUCUUCUGCCACCCAAUAUUAAUAUUCUCUGCUUGGAGAAUUGUUCAAAGCUAAGAAUAAUUAACAAAAGGGGUCUUCUCCACCUCAAAUCUCUCAGAACCUUAUAUAUUUGGGAUUGCCCUUGUGUUGAGUACUUGCCAGAGGAGGAGGGUCUACCCAACUCCCUUUCCGCUUUGUGGAUUAGUGAUUGUCCAUUACUUGAGCAGCGCUAUCAGAAGGAGGGAGGAGAGCAUAGGCAUAAAAUUCGUCACAUCCGUUGUGUGGAAUUUCGCUACUGCUGAAAGAGAUGUUAGGACAUGCAGUGGUGGUGAUCUUGAAGCUCAAGGUUGCUUGACACUCGCUCACUCUGCAAUUGUUUAUGUUUGCAAGCAACAACCUCAACGGUCACUCUGCUAAACUAUCUCUUUCUAUUGAUACAGGUGAACUAUGGAUGGAGUUCUCUAUAUCACUAGAUAUCCAAUUACCAGUAAUUAAUCAUGUUUUUGUGAGCACAGUAAUAGAAAUAUUGGAUUUUUAGUUUAACUAAAAGUGGCUAUUGAACAUUGAGCCUUUAAGCCAACUUUAUAUUGCUGUGUGUGGUUGAUAGCUUUGCUUAGUUCCUCAACGAGGCCACGUUUAAUUUGUAUAGACAAAGGCCUGGCGACUGUUUUUGUAUGCUUAUGUGGUUGUU
Messenger RNA from Gastrolobium bilobum, 2836 nucleotides. Its product is annotated as putative disease resistance RPP13-like protein 1. The transcript is spliced from 2 exons. Lineage: Eukaryota; Viridiplantae; Streptophyta; Magnoliopsida; Fabales; Fabaceae. The record is from RefSeq and is a predicted model, not a curated record. The coding region runs from base 165 to 2447 and encodes 760 amino acids. Gene Ontology annotation, biological process: defense response to other organism. Gene Ontology annotation, molecular function: ADP binding.